Molecule: messenger RNA, 1846 nt
Organism: Macrobrachium nipponense
Lineage: Eukaryota; Metazoa; Arthropoda; Malacostraca; Decapoda; Palaemonidae
Exons: 6
Coding region: 422-1492 (356 amino acids)
Biological process (GO): regulation of transcription by RNA polymerase II
Cellular component (GO): nucleus
Molecular function (GO): protein binding
Source: RefSeq, a predicted model, not a curated record
UCCCCGAGGGAGGAUGCGCUGACCACAGAAGCUUAGCUUGUCAUCUGUAAAUGGCCCGAUAUUUACCUCGUUUCAGGUCGCUCGUCAUUGCCCGCGCCGGGGAAGCGACCCGUUUAUAAGUGGAUCGCGACUAAGUGGUGAAAAUUGAAGUGCGUGAAGUGUAAAGUGGAUUUAAACGCUCGGCUAAAUAUAGACCAUCACAAAGAGUGUGAAAGUGUUGUUGUUUUGAUCAAGAAGCCUUUAAUAGGCCAGACGAAUUUAUUUAUAUAUAUUUUUUUAUCGUCGGAGUUGGCAAAAACGAGGAACAGGCCUGUGCGUCUGCGUGGUAGCCUAGGGCUGGACCUGUGCCCCCUGCAAUUAGGAUAAAUGACUGAGCGGCGACAGCGGCCACCUUUCUAAAAAAGUACUUGAAUUCGCUGCCAUGAGGAUCAGUCAAGAGUUGCGGCCCAUCCUGGCAGCACGCCGAGACCUCUACAUUCCUCGCGAAAUGGAUUUGAAAGACGAAGAAAUUCUAGCUCUGUCCUGGGACAACUAUGCAAAGCAGUUCCAUGACAAGUUGUCACAGCUGUGGCACAAGGAAAGGUUCACCGAUGCCACUAUCACCUGUGAAGGGAAGUUUUAUUCUGUCCACAAGAUCGUACUCUCAACCUGCAGUCAGUUCUUCGAGAGGGUGUUUGAGUACACUGUUGGAAAACAUCCCGUGGUAGUAUUACCCGACGUCAAGCAGUACGAAUUAGAAGCCCUGCUGAAAUUCAUGUACGAAGGAGUGCUGCAGAUUGCUCGGAAGGACCUGCCGCGACUCAUGAAAGUCGCCGACUUGCUGAAGAUCAGAAGUUUAUGCGGCCCAGAGGAAUGGACAGCUGACGAUGUAAGUACUAGAGAUAAUCACGCCAAUGCGGUUGACAAGAUGUCCCUUCCGAAAGUCACUCGACCCCUGGAUGUUUCCGGCAGUCCGACUUGCAACAAGAAGAGGAAAUUAGAGGAGGAAAGAACCACCGCCACGUACGCCACUCAGACGUUCGCGCACCAUCCCCACGCUUACGAAAUACACAAGACUCAGGAGACCUACCAGACGGCAACGCUGAGGAUUCCCGGCGAGGCGGUGCCUUUGAGCGAGCUGGCGAGAGAAUUGCCACACGACAACUUGGGCAGCCUGAAGAGCAUUGCUACGUCAGUCAUGGGUUUUGAGACAGACAGACAGUAUCACCACGAAGUACACGAAGCCAACAUAGCAAAAGAGACCGAAGUGAAUAUUAAAGACGAAUUCAUGGAUGAUGUUUCAAACAGUCAAAACGCCGCAGUCACUGCAGAAGUUGAGGACGACGGGAGGGAAGGGAACGCCUCCGGUGAAUCCUUCUUGCCACAUCAGCCGGAUCUGACCGAGUUAUCGCAAGCGGAAGCAGUGCAUCCUCUUUCCGAAGACAUUGCAGGGCCUUCGGGUGUUCACGAGGAAGUUCAGUUGCAGGCUGCAGUUGAAGUGGUGAUGGGGUAGCCGAAGGUGAAGAGGAGGAGUCCCUCUACACACACAGUCCCCAGUCAGCCCAGUGGGAAGCAGAAAGCGCCCCAACGACCGGACGGACGACCAAGAAGAACCAGGCGAGACAGGGGACGGUGAAUUACACGUGCCCCUUUUGCAACAAACUGUUCCUCGACAAGUUCAAGUGUAGCCGUCACAUGUAUGCCCACACCGGUGAGAAGCCGUUCAUAUGUAACAUUUGCGCCCGGAGAUUUUCCAGAAAAGAUAAUCUGCAAAAACAUAUGAAGGACAAACAUAAGCUCUUCAGAGGCCAGUUUUGAUUAGUUUGAGAUGUGUAAUUCAUUAGGGAGUACUAUUAGCUAAAAAUGU